CUAGACUUGUCUUUGUUAUAAAUAUGUAAAAUAGCCUUCAGCCAUUACAAUUUCAAAUUAAUGUUCUGCAGGAGGAAUGGAAAAUCUUUAUGAAUAAGAAAAUCUUUGUGCUGUGAUCCUGGAUCUUUAUUUAUGUGACACCCAUUUCUGUUCUCGUUAAAAAUACUGGUUCUAAUUUGGCUUGUUCCUCCUCUUUCAUAGGUCAUCACUAAGUUGGCAGGUAUGGAAGAAGAAGACUUGAUGUUUUCCACAAGAGAUGAGCAACAGCAGCUGCUGAUGAAGGUCCUUGCUGCGUCCGACCUGGACGCCGAGGAGGAAGUGGUGGCCGGGGAGUUUGGCACACGACCACAGUUCUCGAGGCGAACGGGCACCAUGAGCUCCAUGUCCGGUGCAGAUGACGCCGUCUACAUGGAAUAUCACAGCAGAGGCAGCAAAUCCUCCCAACUCAAGGGCGUUCAUCCGCUGUUCAAACGCUUCAGAAAAUAGAUGCACUGACUGAGACGUUCACACCGAAAUACCUACUCUGUUGCUUAUCAACUGAUUGAGCUGGUUUCACAG
This is a messenger RNA of Platichthys flesus (European flounder), 558 nucleotides long. Its product is annotated as general transcription and DNA repair factor IIH helicase subunit XPB-like. Lineage: Eukaryota; Metazoa; Chordata; Actinopteri; Pleuronectiformes; Pleuronectidae. The record is from RefSeq and is a predicted model, not a curated record. Bases 223 to 486 code for a protein of 87 amino acids. The transcript has 2 exons.